This is a messenger RNA of Nestor notabilis (Kea), 2842 nucleotides long. RefSeq names its product ubiquitin specific peptidase 44 (gene USP44). Lineage: Eukaryota; Metazoa; Chordata; Aves; Psittaciformes; Psittacidae. Gene Ontology annotation, cellular component: cytoplasm. Bases 189 to 2336 code for a protein of 715 amino acids. Gene Ontology annotation, biological process: protein deubiquitination. The transcript has 6 exons. The record is from RefSeq and is a predicted model, not a curated record. Gene Ontology annotation, molecular function: zinc ion binding; cysteine-type deubiquitinase activity.
GGUGUUAAGAUGACAUGCUAAAAUGUACUUACUGAUGAUACCUUAUUGUAGAAAGCACUGGUAUAAUGGGCUAGUCUGAGCACAAAGGUGCAGUGAUUUAAUUAAAGUUGCAGAUUGAAAUACCACGGACAGAAAAUAGUUUGGAUGAUGUGUUUUGCCAGCAUAUCUCUGCAAUUUCAGUUUUAACAAUGGAUAAGUGUAAACACAUAGGACGUCUGCGACUGGCCCAAGAUCACUCCAUUCUCAAUCCUCAGAAAUGGCAUUGCGUGGACUGUAAUACUACCGAAUCUGUCUGGGCGUGCCUCAGCUGCUCACAUGUGGCGUGUGGAAGAUACAUUGAAGAACAUGCACUAAAGCACUUUCAGGAGAGCAGUCACCCGGUGGCAUUGGAAGUCAAUGAGCUGUACGUUUUCUGUUAUCUCUGUGAUGAUUAUGUUCUUAAUGAUAACACAACUGGUGAUUUAAAACUGUUGCGAAGUACAUUAAGUGCAAUCAAGAGUCAGAACUAUGAGUGCACUACUCGAAGUGGGAGGACUUUGCGUUCUAUGGGUACAAGUGAUGAUUCUUACCUUUCACAUGGUGGUGCCCAAGCCUUGCUUCGGAAUGAAGAUCGCAUGUUCACAGCUCUUUGGCACCGUCGGCGUGCGCUCCUGGGGAAAAUAUUCAGAUCCUGGCUUGAGGUGACACCUGCUGGAAAAAAGAUUUUGGAAGAAGAAAGGCGUCUGGAAGAAGAAGAGGAAAGACGGGAGAAAGCUAGGAAGAGAAGACAAGAACGGAAGCGUGAGUUGAAAGCAGAGAUUGAAAAGGUGCCUCCAAGAAAGAGCAGUCGUUUACAAAAUCAGAUGAGAAUGUCCUCAAAAUCAGCGCCCUGCCUGCAAAAAACAUCACAGAACAUGAAAUCUGCGGCAGAGUUGAAAGAAACCUAUACCUCAGAUGAAGUAAGAUUGAAAAAACCAAGUGACUCUCCAAUGAAACGAAGGCCCACGGUGACUCCAGGGGUAACAGGACUGAGAAACCUGGGUAAUACUUGCUAUAUGAAUUCUAUCCUGCAGGUAUUAAGUCACUUACUUAUUUUUCGAGAAUGCUUUUUAAAGCUUGAUCUCAACCAAACUCAGGAACUGCUGGCAACAGCAACCAAUGGCAAAACCAGAUCUUCAACUAAACACCUGUCAAUAGCUGCCUCAGCAUUACAUGUGAAUGAGAACCAAGAGAAAGUAAAGGGAUCAUCUUCUGUGAGGCGGCCCAGUUUAUCCUCUGGAUUAAGUGGAGGAGCAUCAAAAACUAGAAAUAUGGAACUUAUUCAGCGCAGGGAGCCCAGUUCAAAGCAUAUUUCUCUCUGUCAUGAGCUUCAUACUCUGUUCCAAGUUAUGUGGUCUGGCAAGUGGGCACUGGUGUCUCCUUUUGCCAUGCUUCACUCUGUGUGGAGACUAAUUCCAGCCUUCAGAGGAUAUGCCCAACAAGAUGCUCAGGAAUUUCUUUGUGAACUUUUGGAUAAAGUGCAGCAGGAACUGGAGACUACGGGGACCAGAUACCCAGCAGUCAUCCCUGCUUCUCAAAGAAAACUUAUAAAACAGGUUUUGAAUGUGGUUAACAACGUUUUUCAUGGACAGCUAUUAAGUCAGGUUACAUGCCUUACCUGUGACAAUAAGUCAAAUACCAUAGAACCUUUCUGGGACCUGUCCCUGGAGUUUCCUGAGCGGUAUCACUGCAACGGCAAGGAGAUGUCAUCUCAGUACCCAUGUCUGCUGACAGAAAUGCUGGCCAAGUUUACAGAAACUGAAGCUUUGGAAGGAAAGAUAUAUGCAUGUGAUCAGUGCAACACAAAACGAAGGAAGUUUUCUUCUAAACCAGUUAUACUCACAGAAGCUCAGAAGCAGCUUAUGGUGUGUCAACUACCUCGGGUUCUCAGAUUACACCUUAAACGGUUUAGGUGGUCAGGACGCAAUCAUCGUGAGAAGAUUGGCGUACAUGUUAAUUUUGAUCAAAUGCUGAACAUGAAGCCCUACUGCUGCAGAGAAUCCCUCAAGUCCCUCCUGCCCGACUGCUUUAUCUACGACUUGUCUGCUGUGGUAAUGCAUCACGGGAAAGGAUUUGGCUCCGGGCACUACACUGCCUACUGCUACAAUUCAGAAGGAGGAUUUUGGGUACACUGCAACGAUUCGAAACUCAACAUGUGCACUAUGGAAGAAGUAUGCAAGGCUCAAGCCUACAUUUUGUUUUACAGCCAACGAUGUACUCAGGCAAACGGACAUGGUAAAGCACCAUGUCCUAGCACAGCUGAAAGCCAGCAGCACGCAGAAUUAGCUGACUGUUCCAUGGUCAACAGUAUCAGCUAAUCCAAAGCCAGUUCACUGUAUGUAUGGUAAAAGGUUGAAUUGUCCUAACUAUAUAUUUUUAAAUGAAAUGAAAGUACAGUAUUGUACUUUUUUUACUUUGGAUCUGUGUACAAUGUCUAUAUACUUUUGUAUUAGUUAAAGUACUCUUUACAAUUGUUAGUAAAAGUUUUUAUUGACAGUAAGUAACCAAGUACCUAGAAUAUCAAUACAGCUAUUUUUUUAAGAAAAAGAUUGCUUUUUAAGAAAAAGAUUUGCAUUUAACUCUUACCUCAGGCUGUUUUUUAAAGCUGGUUUUGUAUUUUGAUAAUCUUUUUGAAUUGGUUUAGAAAAAUUACUUUCAACGGGCAACUGAUGUUUCUCUGGUUAAUUUUCUAUAUAUGCUCGUGUACAUUUUAUAGUAUAGUUCUAAUGAUAUCACAAUUCUUACUGUCUGCAGGAAUUACUACUAGGUCUUAGAAUAUUGACAUUCACCAACGAGGAAUGUUCUACAUAUCAAAUAGGAACUG